Molecule: messenger RNA, 847 nt
Organism: Notothenia coriiceps (black rockcod)
Lineage: Eukaryota; Metazoa; Chordata; Actinopteri; Perciformes; Nototheniidae
Product: lipocalin
Exons: 6
Coding region: 43-591 (182 amino acids)
Molecular function (GO): small molecule binding
Source: RefSeq, a predicted model, not a curated record
AGCAGAACUUCAACAAUAGAUCUUCAUCAACACUCAGUAGCCAUGACUCUCCUGCUGACCGUGCUGGGAGCCGUGCUCUGCUCCUUCUCCGUUUCUGCUCAAGUCGUACCGCAGGCUGACUUCAACAUACAGGGGAUGGCAGGGAAGUGGUACCUGAUAGGAUUUGCCACGAAUGCCCAGUGGUUUGUGAACCGCAGAGCCGACAUGAAGAUGGGCACCACCAUGUUGACCCCGACUGCUGAUGGGGACCUGGACAUGUCCUACGCCAGUCUCAGCUCUGAUGGCUCCUGUUGGAGAAUGAACAACCUGGCCAAGCAGACCAAUGUGCCCGGGAAGCUCACGUACACAAGUGAGCGCUGGGGCAGUGUGAACGAGAUGUCGAUGGUGGAUGUGAAGUAUGACGAGUACGCGCUGAUUCACACCAUUAAGAUCAAAGGGAGUGAUCCCACCGUUGUCACCAAACUAUAUGGCCGUGGAGUGGAGCUCAGCGCCGACCUGCUGGAGAGGUUCAGGCAGUUCUCCUUGGGGACUGGUGUCCUGCCAGAGAAUAUCGCUUUCCUUCCCACAAAUGCGGAGUGCCCAGCUGCUUAACUUCCCGCUCCGGUGUCUGUAUGUCAACAAGCUUUCUGAAGACUUCAUGAAUAUUCUACAUCUAUCGGUGUUUAACGCCAAUACUCAUUUUAUUUUGUUUACACUGCUCUUUCAGAUGUGGUGUUAAGAACAUAAUGCCACUAAACAAUGUAAAGCCUGGUUUCAAUAGAAUAUGCUUUGCUUUAAUUCACCAGCAGUUGUAAUCUGUAUGUACUUCAGACAUGUUUGAGACAUUAAAUGCUCUGCUUUGAAUGCC